GAGAGGCGGGAGGUCCAAGUGGGUUACUAUAUAUAAUCCAGUCUCGGCUCGCCAGUUCUCUACCACCCAACCAAUCGCUCGCCCUAAUUCCCACAUUUUUCUCUUUCUCCCGAUUUCUUGCUUUUUUGGAAAGUGAUACCAAAUUCAAAAAAUAGAGGAAGAAAAAAGGAAAUAACAGAAGAAGAGCGAGGAACGAGAUCGCCAGCCCUAGAACAGACUGGAAAAAAGAGUUUGCGGAUCGGAAAUGACGCAAUAGCCCCUCAUUUUUUGCUUAUGCCGAUUUUUCCCCUUCUUUUUUGUUCUUGAAAAUUUUGUUCCGGAUUUCUCGCUGGUUAAGGUACGGACGGGGGUAUUUUCUUUCGUUUUCUCUCAUUUUUUCUUGUCUGAUCUGGUGGUGUGGCAUUUGGGAAUUGGUGGUUCUCGUUGCCCUCCGUUUGGUUGCCGAGAAAGAGGAGGAAUUGCUGACAAGCUUUAAUUGUCUCCGCUGGUCUUAAAGGAAUUCACAAUGGUUGCGACUGCCGCUACUUCCGCAUUUAUUCCGGUUCCAUCUCCAUCUCCGGACUCUGGCGCCAAGGCCACCGCAAAAAAGCUUUCGAAUUUGGGAGGAAUGAAGUCGAAAUCUGCUGGGUCCUCCGGUGGCUUGCAGGUCAAGGCAAAUGCCCAAGCCCCUCCCAAAAUAAACGGUACCUCGGUUGGUUUGACAACGCCAGUGGAAGGUGUGAGGAAUGAGUGUGAAACGUCCUCGCCUCCCCCCAGGACUUUCAUCAACACGUUACCUGAUUGGAGCAUGCUUCUUGCCGCUAUCACCACAAUCUUCUUGGCCGCGGAGAAGCAGUGGAUGAUGCUGGAUUGGAAACCCAGGCGGCCCGACAUGCUUAUUGACCCUUUUGGUCUAGGGAGGAUUGUUCAGGAUGGUUUUGUGUUCCGGCAGAACUUUUCUAUUAGAUCAUACGAAAUAGGUGCUGAUCGGACAGCGUCUAUAGAGACGCUGAUGAAUCAUUUACAGGAAUCUGCCCUUAAUCAUGUUAAGGGUGCUGGACUUCUUGGUGACGGUUUUGGUUCAACGCCAGAGAUGUGCAAAAAGAACCUGAUAUGGGUGGUUACACGGAUGCAGGUUGUGGUAGAUCGCUAUCCUACUUGGGGUGAUGUUGUUGAAGUGGACACUUGGGUUAGUCCAUCUGGAAAGAAUGGUAUGCGGCGUGAUUGGCUUCUACGGGAUUACAAAACUGGCGAAAUUCUUACAAGAGCCUCCAGUGUUUGGGUGAUGAUGAAUAAAAAAACAAGGAGGUUAUCUAAGAUUCCAGAAGAAGUUCGAGGGGAAAUAGAGCCUUACUUUAUGAAUUCUGCUCCUGUUGUGGAAGAGGAUAGCAGAAAACUACAAAAGCUUGACGAUAAUACAGCGGACUAUGUCCGCACUGGGUUAACUCCUAGAUGGAGUGAUUUAGAUGUCAACCAGCAUGUUAACAAUGUGAAGUACAUUGGCUGGAUCCUUGAGAGUGCUCCAUUGCCAAUCUUGGAGAGCCACGAGCUCUCUGCUAUGACUUUGGAGUAUAGGAGGGAGUGUGGGAGGGACAGCGUGCUGCAGUCUUUGACCGCCGUCUCCGGCACUGGCGUUGGUAAUUUGGUGAAUUUGGACGACAUCGAGUGCCAGCACUUGCUUCGACUUGAGGAUGGGGCCGAGAUUGUGAGGGGGAGGACUUUGUGGAGGCCCAAAUAUGCCAAAAACUUUGGGACCCUUGGUCAGGUUCCAGCAGAAAGCUCUUAAUAUAUGAGUGCUUUGUAGAAUCGUGCAUGUGUUUCUUGGAUUUACAUGCGUUUCUUCUCUAUAUAUAUAAUAUAUAUAUAUAUUCCUUCUCUUUUGUCUUUCUUUUGGAAAGGAAAGUCAGUCCCGUUGUAAUUAGCUCUUCCUGGUACUCUCUUGCCUGACCUGGUUGGUUGGUGGAUGCUAGAGGAUCGAUAUCUGCAUUUCUGGCAGCAGUUAACCUUUAGCUGUGUGGGAUGGCUGGGCGAUUUGUCUUAUUUGUUGGAAUGGCAUGUAUAUUUUUUUUAAUUUUAAUUUUAAUUUUUUUUUUAAUUUUUAAA
This is a messenger RNA of Alnus glutinosa, 2082 nucleotides long. RefSeq names its product palmitoyl-acyl carrier protein thioesterase, chloroplastic. The coding region runs from base 506 to 1765 and encodes 419 amino acids. The transcript has 7 exons. Lineage: Eukaryota; Viridiplantae; Streptophyta; Magnoliopsida; Fagales; Betulaceae. Gene Ontology annotation, biological process: fatty acid biosynthetic process. The record is from RefSeq and is a predicted model, not a curated record. Gene Ontology annotation, molecular function: fatty acyl-[ACP] hydrolase activity; acyl carrier activity.